Molecule: messenger RNA, 2656 nt
Organism: Chlamydomonas reinhardtii
Lineage: Eukaryota; Viridiplantae; Chlorophyta; Chlorophyceae; Chlamydomonadales; Chlamydomonadaceae
Exons: 3
Coding region: 105-2078 (657 amino acids)
Biological process (GO): ceramide biosynthetic process; sphingolipid catabolic process
Cellular component (GO): endoplasmic reticulum; membrane; cell periphery
Molecular function (GO): glycerophospholipase activity
Source: RefSeq, a predicted model, not a curated record
CAUUAGAGCAACUGAGGACCUGUGAGGCCAACACUUUGCAAAUGUCGACCGAAAACGUAUCCUCAAUUCUUAGCUACGGGCUGAUCCAAGGCAUAUCCAGCUACAUGCAUUCCAACUAUGUGGCGACCGGCUUCAAACUCACGUGCAAAGAGGUCGCUGCCGCAUUGCGGGAGCGAUAUCACCGCAUCCAGCUGCGUGGCGAGCCGCGCACGCUCAAGCGAUUUGAUUCGAGUGAUAUUUCGAUUGCGAUAGCUGCUCAUCCCUGGCCCGGAGCUGCCUUUGUGGCGCACUGGGGCCGCCCCGAGCCCUGGCGCGCCCUGUCCCGCUGGCAGCGCCACCAGCUGCUGUGCCUUGCCGCGUCCAGCCACCACCCGCCCAGCCUGGACGCGGCCCUGGCGCAUUGCGGGACGGUUAUCGAAGCCGACGCGCUUGAGUCCGCAAUCACUGCGGGCGACCUGGCAGCUUGCCGGCGGCUGUUCGAGACGGAGGGCUGCGAUUGGGACCGCCAGCGGGUUCCGGAAGCGGCUGGUCAUUCCGGCAGUCUGCCCGUGUGCGAGUGGCUGGUGGACACAGUCCCAGGGCGUGCGCUCAACUUGCCCAACUACCUUCUUUCGGCAGCAUGCUACGCCGGUCAUGAGCAUGUGGUGGAGUGGGCGCUGCAGCGUACGGCUGGUGAGGAUGAUGACCAGCGCUGGUCUUUCGGCUGGAUGGCGGCCGCUGCGGCAGGCGGCCAGGUGCAGCUGCUGCGGCAGCUGGCGGCUCGCUUUCCUUUGGACCUGGAGGCGCCUGGGAAGGGGACCUACGUGCUGGACGCCGUGGCGUUCGGCUGCCCGCUGGCGGUGCUGCAGCAGUACUACGAACCGUUAGGCGGAUUGCUGUUGGAGGAAGCUGUGCAGGAUAAGCAGGUCCUCCUGCUCAGUGCCGCGGCCAGCCCCACGCCCGACUGGGCCGCCAAGUGCGACUGGCUGUGGGCGCAGUGGCGUGGUGCUGUCGGCGAGUGGGAUGAGGAAGAGUUGGACGUCAUGGAGCAGAUGGCUGAGCUCAUGCAGCGGCCGGACUUUCCACGGCGGCUGCAGCUGCUGGCGUCCCGCGGCCUGGGGGACCUGGUUAGAGACUUGGCACCAAAGGCGGCCGGCGUCAUCGGCAGCAUUGCGGCGGUGGAGUUCUGCCUCGACCAGCUGCCGGCGCUGCUGGCACGACACACGGCGGCGGCGGCUGGCGGUGGGCUGGCAGCGGCAGGCGGUGAUGGUGGCGCACAGCGGCCGGCGGAGGAGCAAGCAGUGAUGCAGGUCAUUGCUAUGGAAGCAGCUGGGCGCGGCCACGUCCCCGUGCUACGGCUGCUGCGGGAGCGGGGCCUCGAGGUUGGGGUUCACAUCAUUUUGCAAAUGCUGCACAGCGGGGCCUGGCCCUUGCCUGGGCGCCGCGAGCGCUUAGUAUCCCUGCGCAACCUCGUUCUGGAGGAGCCGGCGGGGGCCAUGGCGCAGGGCAGUGGUGCCGAGCACUGGUCGUCUGUGUUUCGGCGCGCGGCGGUCAUUGGCGCUGACCUGCCGCUGCUGCAGCACCUGCACCAGCAGCGCGGCGCGGCCAUCAACCUGGCGGCGGUGGCGGAGGGCGGCAGCGAGGAGGCGCUGGAGUGGGCGGUGGCGGCGCUGGAGGCAGCUGAGGGGCAGGCGCCGAAGCCGCUGCCCUUGAGCGCGUUUAAGUCCGUGUUAAAAAGCGGUAAUUGGGCGGCGGCGGACUGGCUGGUGCGCCGCGGCCUUGUGGCGGCGUCCAGGCAGCAGAUGCUGGAGAGCCUGGUGGUGGAGGCGGUGGGAUCGCCAGCCAGCAAGGCCCACUCGUGGAUCGCCCCGCUCCAGUGGCUGGUGGGGCGGCGGCGUGGGGCGGAGGCAGCCGACGGACAGCAGGACCCGCAGGGCCAGCAGGUGCGCUGGACGGCCGAGCUGCAUGCUGCCCUGGUGCAGCUGCGAGCUUUGUGCGAGUCCGGCCAGCCGUACGACGCCCCGCGCCGUGUGCAGUGGCUAGCGGGGCUGGUGGCGGAGGUGGGGGCGGCGCUGGGAGGGGCCGCCGGUGGCGCGUAGUUCAUCGCCUGGUUAGUUUGUGGGCUAUGAGCUUAUGAGCCAGCAGGCUGUGCACAGAGUAAGAUGUACGCCGUCAGGCUUGACGUGCUUGAAAAAACGCAACACGCACAAGCGAACAUGACGUUGUAGAGCCGUAGGCUUUUGGGGUGCGCUGGCACCGGCGGCUGGCGGGCAGGCAUGGCAUGGCCUUGGGGGUGUGGAGAGGAGCUCGCGUGGUGAUGGCGACACGAAACUACUGGGUCUAGCUCCGCAGUGGGAGUGGUGGAGUGGCUGCUGGCGGGCGGGGCGCUGUGCGCAUUGGGCGCAGACACGGAUGCAGUGGGGCGGCCGAGCUGCUGGGCAGGUGAUGCAAGCGGGGCGGGCGCGGGUAGGGGUGCGGAUACGACGGCACGGUAUGCAGGGCGCCUGGAAACACGUGUGGAAACACGGGGCGCAGCUCGUGCAGGAGCUGCGCCCCGUGUGUGUGUCACUGCCUGGAGGGUAUCAGUGCAUGUGCUGUCAGGCCUGUCACCGGCUGCCGCACUCAGCAGGGUACAGGUGUCCGUCACCGACCUGCAUGGCUGUAACCCGCGUGCAUA